CCAAGGAAACCGACUAACUGCUAACCUUGAUAGCUAGCUGGUAGCUAGCUCGUGGUCCUCGAACAAAAUAGAAGACAACUUCAAAUAGCUGUUUCAGUACGUUGCCAGUCCCACACAACUGCUACCAUGGGGGUAGCACUGACCAGAGCAGCGCAAUGGACCACAGCAAGUUCUGGGACUGGAAAACUGGAGAUCACCCCAGUCAACGAGUCUCUGCUGAAAGAGAUCCUGGAGUUUGUGGAACAGUUCAGCUCCAGACACCCUCAGGAGGCUAAGCAUGUGUUCAAGGAGCCGCUCCAGUGGACUACCUCUUUGGAGGCUUCUGAUUUCAAAACAGAGUAUGACAUAAGUGGCCCCUCUGUAAAGUCGCAGGAAACAGACAAGGAUGGGCGUCCUAUGUUGCAGCUCACCCCUCCGAGCAUUUCUGUGCACAGCUUCAGUCAGCUCUCCAAAAUAGUACAGCUGGCAGAGGAUAAGAGGCUCAAUGAGGUCCGAGCUUGCCUGGAAGCCAACAGAGACCCUGUGGCGAAGAUGCUGGGGCCUAGCUUAGCCACAGUGGAGGGGGAGGACAGCUCUGUGCUGCGUCUCCUGGGGAAGGUAAAGGAGGGGGACCAGGCCAAGGAGGCUGAGAUCAAAGUGAAUCUGAUCAUCCUACUGCAGCAGCUGGACACUCAGCUCCUCAGCAACUCCCUCAAGCAGAUCUCCCAGGAGGUUAGGCUCAGUCCUGCCGCAGUGAAGAAUGAUGUCGAGCUGUUGAAAAACUUCUGCAGUGAAGGGGAGAAAAGGGUGUUGAAGUCUGUUCAAUACACAUCAGAUUAUGAGUUCACCAAUGGCUGUCGAACUCCUCCUUGGAGGCAGGUGCAUGGUGAGAUCUGCUACCUGGUGAUACAGCCAUGUGACACUGAGCCCCUGCACAUCACCUGCAGCACAGCUGGAGUCUUUCUCAACGGGGGCAUAAGGCAGGAGGGUGAGGAAAAUGCCUAUGACAGAACAAGUGAUGUCUACAAAGACCUGGUAACACUUCUGAAAAGCAAGUCUCCCCAUUUUGCAGAGAACAUAAAUAAACAGGAUUUUGCCGUUCAAAAAGAACCUCCAACACAAAAGAUCCAACAUGUGGAAUUGGUUGAUGCAGAGGAACAAGGCCAACCCCAGAGGUCUUACGAGCAUCAGGAAAAGAAUGUGCAUGAGAAGGCGAGACAACAGCUUGUGCAAAACAAGCCAGGCGGGAAAAAGAAAUUAGAACCAUCUUUAAAAUGGAAGAACCUCGGUCUCGCAUCUCCCUACGAGGAAGCAGAUGACAAGAAAUCCAAAAAGAAUGCAGCGAGUGAAAAGUUUGCUGAGACGCAGGAGAAGAUGCAGAAGAAAGCCGAUUUCUCUGUGUCCUUACCUGGUCGGCAGUCGUCUAAUAAAACUAAGGACGAUGACUUCAGUGAGAGUUCAUCAGAGAGUGAGGAGGAUGAGGAGCAGCCAGAGCGCCGGACGGAGAGCAACACAGACCUGCCCUCAGAGUACUGGCAGAUCCAGAAACUGGUCAAGUACCUCAAGGGAGGCAACCAGACGGCCACUGUGAUUGCUCUGUGCUCCAUGAGGGAUUUUAAUUUAGCCCAGGAGACGUGCCAACUGGCCAUCCGGGAUGUAGGUGGCCUUGAAGUCCUCAUUAACUUGCUGGAUACAGAAGAAAUCAAAUGCAAAAUUGGCUCUCUGAAGAUUCUGAAGGAGAUCAGCCGUAACACUCAGAUCCGCCGGGCCAUUGCUGACCUGGGGGGCCUGCAGACCAUGGUGAAGAUCUUGGACUCCCCAGACAAGGACCUAAAAUGCCUGGCCGCAGAGACCAUCGCCAACGUGGCCAAGUUCAGACGGGCCAGGAGGACAGUCAGACAGCACGGAGGGAUCAAGAGACUGGUGGAGUUACUAGACUGCGUGCCUGACUCAGCGGCCCUGACAGAGGAGCAGGAGAAGGACGUGGAGGUGGCUCGCUGCGGGGCCCUGGCCCUCUGGAGCUGCAGUAAGAGCACCAGGAACAAAGAGGCCAUCCGCAAGGCCGGGGGCAUCCCUCUUCUGGCCCGCCUGCUCAAGUCUCCCCACGAGAACAUGCUGAUCCCUGUAGUGGGAACCCUGCAGGAGUGUGCCUCAGAGAGAAGUUACAGGAUUGCCAUCCAGACGGAGGGUAUGAUCGAGGACUUGGUGAAAAACCUCAACUGUGACAACCACGAGCUACAGAUGCAUUGCGCCAGUGCCAUCUUCAAGUGUGCGGAGGACAAGCGUACCCGUGACCUGGUGCGUCAGUGCGAGGGCCUGCAGCCCCUGGUGACUCUGCUGAGCCAGGCAGACAACAAGCAGCUCCUGGCCGCCACCACCGGGGCCAUCUGGAAGUGCUCCAUCAGCAUGGAGAACGUGGCUAAGUUCCAGGAUUACAAGGCCUUGGAGACCCUGGUGGGUCUGCUGACGGACCAGCCUGAGGAGGUGCUGGUGAACGUGGUGGGCGCCCUGGGCGAGGGGGCCCAGAAACCUGCCAACAGGGCCACCAUCAGGAAGUGUGGAGGCAUCCAGCCCCUGGUCAACCUGCUGACGGGUACCAACCAGGCCCUGCUGGUCAAUGUUACCAAGGCUGUGGGAGCCUGCGCCACCGAGCCUGAGAAUAUGGCGAUCAUUGACCGUCUGGAUGGAGUGCGUCUGCUCUGGUCCUUGUUGAAAAACCCAAAUCCAGAUGUCCAGGCCAGUGCUGCAUGGGCCAUUUGUCCAUGCAUUGAAAAUGCAAAGGAUUCAGGGGAAAUGGUGCGCUCAUUUGUCGGUGGAUUGGAACUGAUUGUUAAUUUGCUGAAAUCAACAAACAAAGAGGUACUGGCGAGCGUGUGCGCCGCCAUAGCCAAAAUAGCCAAAGACGAAGAGAAUCUGGCAGUCAUCACUGACCACGGGGUUGUACCGAUGCUGGCCAAGCUGACAAACACAACUGAUGAUAAGCUGCGUCGUCACCUGGCUGAGGCCAUCGCCCGUUGCUGCAUGUGGGGCAGUAACAGGGUGUUGUUUGGGGAGGCGGGGGCCGUGGCCCCCCUCGUCCGUUACCUGAAGUCCAAGGACUCCUCGGUCCACCAGGCCACAGCUCAGGCCCUGUUCCAGCUCUCCAAGAACCCCAACAACUGCAUCACCAUGCACGACAACGGAGUGGUCAAGCUCCUGUUGGGUAUGAUGGGCUCCACUGACGAGGUCCUUCAGGAAGCUGCCGCUGGCUGUGUGGCUAACAUCCGCCGCCUGGCCCUUGCCAAUGAAAAGGCACGGUACGGUUAACCAACCACAAUGAACCCCCCCCCCAGAAGCUACUGUGACCUCAUCAUCACCUUCUGGGUAUAAUUGGAUGUCGUGGUUCCAGAUCUACUCCAGUAACCUUCCAUCCACAGAGACUCAUUUCACUAUCCCUCUAUCCUUCCCACCCAUCCCACAGAAUAUAAGAGUGAUUCCUUCUGCCUCCCUCUGUAAUAGCAGGAAGCGUUUAUUCUAUCCUACCCAUGAAUUUAGAUUAUUAUUUCAUUUGGAGUUCAUACAAACAUAUAGGAAAACUAUCUCACACUUCCUCUUGCUUUUUUCUGUUCUUAAUUUGAUAAUAGCAAUAAAUGCUUUCUUUCUCCUG
This is a messenger RNA of Coregonus clupeaformis (lake whitefish), 3625 nucleotides long. RefSeq names its product outer dynein arm-docking complex subunit 2. The transcript is spliced from 20 exons. The record is from RefSeq and is a predicted model, not a curated record. Bases 127 to 3285 code for a protein of 1052 amino acids. Gene Ontology annotation, molecular function: protein binding. NCBI's taxonomy places the organism in Eukaryota, Metazoa, Chordata, Actinopteri, Salmoniformes, Salmonidae.